CACGGACAGAAAAAGGAGACGCCGGAGCCAGCUCGCGGGUGCGCGGCACGGCUUCCGCCCCGCGCGGCCCCGCCUCCGUGACGCGCCGAGUGGUCACGUGACGGCCGCGCGCGUUCCCGGCCGCUGCGGGCUCCGAGGCCAGAGAGAAAAGACUGCGAGGUGGCCGCAGCUGUGGCCGGAGAGGUGGGAGUCGGAGCGAGGCCCUCUCGGGGGAGCAGGGUGAACCCGGCCACUCCAGGAUCCUCACUCGGGGAGAGGAGGCAUACCUCGCGGUGUCACCUCCAGCCGCAACGUACUCCGGGUCGGCCUUGCGCUCGGGGCCUGAGAGGGGCGGCGGCGGGGUCAGGGGCCGCAUAAAGAAUGAACCAGCAGUGGAAGAGAAAAUACUGCAAGCUGGCUGACUGCUGAUGAAGAAAAUGCUUUAUUUUUAUGGCAGGCAUCUGUGGGAUCUGUAAUAGUAAUAUUUCCAAGUCUCCUCAGAGGGAAAAAUCUCUAAGAAAAACUGAAGACACAGGAGUUUGCUCAUAGAAGGCUAAAAUACUGAAGAGAUCUCCAGGGCAUCUUCAAUAUUCAUGUUAUUUUCUCCCUUGGUCUUAUGUGAUUGUUACCUUUAUGAAGCUUUAGUGAUUACAAAGCACUUUUUUUGUUCAUUUUUACCUGAGCUUUGUAAACUCUGAUUUGCAGGAUGGCUGGCUGUGGUGAAAUUGAUCAUUCAAUAAACAUGCUUCCUACAAACAGGAAAGCAAACGAGUCCUGUUCUAAUACUGCACCUUCUUUAACCGUCCCUGAAUGUGCCAUUUGUCUGCAAACAUGUGUUCAUCCAGUCAGUCUGCCCUGUAAGCACGUUUUCUGCUAUCUAUGUGUAAAAGGAGCUUCAUGGCUUGGAAAGCGGUGUGCUCUUUGUCGACAAGAAAUUCCCGAGGAUUUCCUUGACAAGCCAACCUUGUUGUCACCAGAAGAACUCAAGGCAGCAAGUAGAGGAAAUGGUGAAUAUGCAUGGUAUUAUGAAGGAAGAAAUGGGUGGUGGCAGUACGAUGAGCGCACUAGUAGAGAGCUGGAAGAUGCUUUUUCCAAAGGUAAAAAGAACACUGAAAUGUUAAUUGCUGGCUUUCUGUAUGUCGCUGAUCUUGAAAACAUGGUUCAAUAUAGGAGAAAUGAACAUGGACGUCGCAGGAAGAUUAAGCGAGAUAUAAUAGAUAUACCAAAGAAGGGAGUAGCUGGACUUAGGCUAGACUGUGAUGCUAAUACCGUAAACCUAGCAAGAGAGAGCUCUGCUGAUGGAGCGGACAGUGUAUCAGCACAGAGUGGAGCUUCUGUUCAGCCCCUAGUGUCUUCUGUAAGGCCCCUAACGUCAGUAGAUGGUCAGUUAACAAGCCCUGCAACACCAUCCCCUGAUGCAAGCACUUCUCUGGAAGACUCUUUUGCUCAUUUACAACUCAGUGGAGACAGCAUAGCUGAAAGGAGUCAUAGGGGAGAAGGAGAAGAAGAUCAUGAAUCACCAUCUUCAGGCAGGGUACCAGCACCAGACACCUCCAUUGAAGAAACUGAAUCAGAUGCCAGUAGUGAUAGUGAGAAUGUAUCAUCUGCAGUUGUUGCACAGCACUCCUUGACCCAACAGAGACUUUUGGUUUCUAAUGCAAACCAGACAGUAUCCGAUCGAUCAGAUCAAUCGGGAACUGAUCGAUCAGUAGCAGGGGGUGGAACAGUGAGUGUCAGUGUCAGAUCUAGAAGGCCUGAUGGACAGUGCACAGUAACUGAAGUUUAAAUAAAAAUGUCUUCAGCUCCAUGCUCAAGGUUGAAAAGGUUACCUGUAAAUUUCUGCCCACAUAACAUUAUACUCAUCCCUAGUAGUGCAUUUUGGGAGUUGGGGUGGGAAGGGGUAUGGGAAGGAUAGACCCGUAAUCAAAAUGUCUAACAUGUCUCUGUUGAGAAAUUUAUUUAAUGUAAGGAACUUGGGUGUUAAUAGUUGAGAGCUGUUUAGUAAUAACCCAGUUUUCUCGAGGUCUGUUUACUUUAUAGUUUUUAAAAACUUCUGUAGUUCUUUUGGCCAGUGUGUUUGUAUUAUCUGUGCAUUAAUGGUCCUCAUCUGACUCCUGCAUUGUGUCUUAUUUUUCUGCAUGGAUUGGCAUAAGACCAUUACUAAAAUUUGGCACCUGUGAGAUGUUUGAUAUUAUGAGCAGGAAGCAUAAUUUAAUGUAAGAAUAGAUGUGAAUUUGGGAUUUCAAAAUAGAUGAAUAACUACUAUUUUAUAGUAAAGUUAUUGAUACGGAAAUGAAAACAGCCAGUAACUUAUGUUUCAGAAUGUUUGUAACACACUUCAUGGCGUUCCCAUAGGCUUUGCUGUCUAGUCUUAUAGUUUGAGGUUUUUCUGGUCAGCAUUUUUCUUUUUGAUUACAAAAUUUAUAAUUUAAUAAAUACUAGAGUUUAUCAAAAACAAUUUGUCUCUUGUUUGAGUGUGGAAAGGGUGUGGAAACAUUUUGACAUUUGUGACCAAAGGUCACUUAAAAAGUGGUAGUUUUAAUUGGUUUUCAGCUUUAAAUCACCUGCCCAGAAAAGUCUGAUUUUUUUUCUUAAGAGAUUAUUUAACAGAUUAUUAUUUAAACAGAACCUAUAGGCAGUGUGUAUAUAAUAAAUAUAUAUGGAAAUAAAA
Messenger RNA from Macaca mulatta (Rhesus monkey), 2650 nucleotides. It is a transcript of the gene RNF146, whose product is annotated as ring finger protein 146. The record is from RefSeq and is a predicted model, not a curated record. Gene Ontology annotation, biological process: Wnt signaling pathway; ubiquitin-dependent protein catabolic process. Gene Ontology annotation, molecular function: ubiquitin protein ligase activity; poly-ADP-D-ribose binding; zinc ion binding. Lineage: Eukaryota; Metazoa; Chordata; Mammalia; Primates; Cercopithecidae. Gene Ontology annotation, cellular component: nucleus; cytoplasm.